This is a messenger RNA of Anisakis simplex (herring worm), 255 nucleotides long. Lineage: Eukaryota; Metazoa; Nematoda; Chromadorea; Rhabditida; Anisakidae. The record is from the annotation of a GenBank genome assembly.
GAUAAACCUAUCGAUCAGACACUGGUUGCUAUGAAAAUAGCACAUUUUACGGGUAUUUGUAUGUGCGGUGCAAUCCAUUCGACAAUGUUCAUUGCGGCCGGACGUUACAAUGCGUUGGUGCAUCCGCUGAAAUAUUCGACGAUGUUCACGCGAAAACGNUUCAUUGUAAUUGCAUGGGCUACAGCGUUUGGACACCACAUGAUGUCAUUCCUUCGUAUGUUUCGUUCAUGUCCCUUGUCCACCCAGAAUCCUUGA